UGGAAUUACUAUUAAUAGGAUUUAAGUGCCUAUGAGAGAGCUCUCAAAGAACAAGGAAGUGCUGAUGUAGCGUAUGCUCGUCUUAUGUUACUGGGAUCAGCUGGUACUGGCAAGACGUCUCUCAAACGUUCAUUAAUGGAAGAACCUUUCAAUCCUCAUACUACAAGCACCAUUGUAUCUGAUGUAUCCUCUGUACGACCAUUUGGACACGAGUGGCAAACAAUGAGAGGGAACAAAUGGAGUGAAGCCACAGAAGAAGAUGAAAUUGAAGAACUGGCGCAUUUGUUUAAAUCUAUUCAUUGGAGACCAUCUUCAUACCAUCCAUCUGAAUCAAGUUUAUAUCAUUCUCUUGAUUUAGGUGAUACAUGUACAAGUGCAAAAGCUCCAGAUUUAGAUGCAAAAAUCCAUAUUAAAUCAUUACUUAGAAGAGUUGAUAGCUAUGACACAACUGCAGAAUUACUUGUUCAACCAUUUCUUCAUAUAUGGGAUUGUGGUGGUCAGCCAGUGUUCCUUGAGAUUCUCCCAGCCUUCCUCACUCCUCGUACAAUGUUUCUCCUCCUGUUUGAUGCUUCAAAGGAUUUCAGAGAAAGAUGGCAGUCACGUCAGAAUACUCGUGAUGGUAAAGUGCUGUUUGGUGAGGUAGUGAAUGAAAGCACAAGUCAUCUAAUGGCCAAAUGGAUGUCUGCAAUACACAGUCACCUCAUAAAGCACAGCAAAAAUGAUACUUCUUCUCCUAGUAUCUAUUGUAUUGGCAGUCGUGGUGACAAGCUACAUGAUAAAGGAAAAGAAGAAGUUAAGAAAAAAACACUCUCUCUAUGCAGCAAAAGAGAGUUCCCAAAUGUUUCUCGAGAAGUGCUAAUCAUUGAUAAUACAACUUCAGGUAAAGGAAAAGAGGAAGAUCCAAACAUUACAAAGUUGCGUGAAAAAAUUGAUAAGUUUAUCACUAAUUUAGUCGUUCCAACUCCUGUCAAUUGGGUUCUCUUUCGCAAAGUUCUUCAAGAGUUAAAGCAGAAUAUCAUUAGUGUACCUUAUGCUAUUGCCAUUGGAGUGGCAUGUCAUAUACGAGCAGCUGAUGUCUCUGAAGUAUUGAUAUUCUACCAUGAACUGGGAGUUUUGCUUUACUAUCCUCAAAUAGAAGGUCUGAAGAAUAGAGUCAUUCUCAGUCCAAAAUGGUUUGUCGAUACUAUUGGGAAGGUUUUCACACUGGAAGGAUGUGAAAAAGGAAUAAAUUGGCAGAAGUUGUUACGAAAUAAUGGUAUUCUUGUUCAACCACUUUAUAAAGAAGUAUGGAGGUCAAGUGGUAUUGGCCCAGAGGGAAUAAUUGAACUUUUAGUUCAUUUUCGUCUUGCAGCUCAAGUUCAAACUGAGCUUUAUGAUAGCAGAUUCAAGCAGUAUUUUCUUCCAGCAGUGCUACCAGGAUACACAGGUGACCCUAAUGAAGUACGACCUGGCUAUAAGCUAAGAGCCUCACCUGUACACAUUACAUUCUCCACUGGGUAUGUACCUCCUGGCUUCUUCACUCGUUUAGCAACUGCUGUUGCUGCGAAUCCGAAUGUUAAGCUCAAUUUUGAUAACGUUUAUACAGCUGCACCUACUGCUGGUUUCUUUGAUCGAUUAGCUAUUGCAAUGAAGCUACGCUCUAAAAUUAAGAGAAAAAGCAUCUAUCGUAAUCGUGCCUGCUUCUCUUAUGGUUGUAAUUUUGAUGAUUUUUUCCUCACUGACAUUAAUGAUGCUAUUCAGGUUGAUGUGUUGCGAUAUGUUCCUGAAAGUAGUCGUCUAGUUUCUUUCAAAUCGGUUUGUCAAGAUAUAUUAAAAUUGCUAAGGAAAUGUAGUGAUGAAGUAGAAAAUACCCUUUAUGGUUAUCAUGGGCAUAAUAGUGCUCAGUCAUCAUCAAGAGAUGUUCGCUAUGUGUGUGAGUGUGAGUCUUCCAGUUCCAAUAAGGUUCAUUACAUUAAAGUUGAUGCUGAGAAGCAAACCUGCUCUGAUCCUGUUUAUUGUCACAAAGUUAGACGUGCUCGUUCCCUCACUCAAAGAGAAUCAAUGUGGUUUGAAGGAGAAUUUAAAGAUAAGCUGCCCUUUUUAAAAUAUCUUUUUUUUGGAGUUGGUCUUUUUUCUUUGAUUAUUUUAUUGAUACUUAUUGGGUUUUUAUUAGGCACUGGUCUAGUUAAUAUUAAUUCAACUACAGCAGAUAAAGAAAAUAUCUUGACAAUUGGCCAUUUGCGAGAAGCAUUAGAUGUAUUGGAGAAUGGGCACUUUCCUAGUAACAAGUGGUCGAAUCUUGGAUUGUCCUUGGGCCUGCUGAAUCCAAAGUUAGAUGCAAUUGAAAACAAUUAUCCAAAGGACAGCGAAAGAUGCCUUCAAAAAUGUCUGACAUUAUGGUUGACAGAGGACAUUGAAGCAACAUGGAGCAAAUUAGCUGAUGCUGUUGAUAAAACUGGAGAAAAAGCUGUUGCAGCUUAUAUAAGGAUAAGAAAAGUGAAGAACAAAAGUGAACUGUAACAUCUCCCCAAAAUUAUGACACAUGCAGAUUACAUUUUAGUAUUCAAAUUACACAUACAUUAUUUGAUUGAAUGCACACAAAAAUCUAUACCAACAUUAUGAGCACAACCAUGCAACCUUCAUGCUAGUUUGUAAUGAAUGAUUUUUUAUUAAAAUAAA
Molecule: messenger RNA, 2658 nt
Organism: Amphimedon queenslandica
Lineage: Eukaryota; Metazoa; Porifera; Demospongiae; Haplosclerida; Niphatidae
Exons: 6
Coding region: 85-2499 (804 amino acids)
Biological process (GO): signal transduction
Molecular function (GO): protein binding
Source: RefSeq, a predicted model, not a curated record